Brassica rapa (field mustard) is the source of this 5555-nucleotide messenger RNA. RefSeq names its product histone-lysine N-methyltransferase, H3 lysine-9 specific SUVH7-like. NCBI's taxonomy places the organism in Eukaryota, Viridiplantae, Streptophyta, Magnoliopsida, Brassicales, Brassicaceae. Gene Ontology annotation, molecular function: double-stranded DNA binding; protein binding; histone methyltransferase activity. The record is from RefSeq and is a predicted model, not a curated record. Gene Ontology annotation, cellular component: nucleus.
UAUUAAUUGUCAUAUAUACGUUAACCACAUUAGGUAAUUCCGUAAUCUUAUUUAAGGAAAUAAUGAAGCACAUUAAUAAUGUAUUUAUUGUGAUUUGAUAAAAAGCUUAUUAUAUAUUUAGAUGGACCAACAUAUUUGUCUAAGGAUUCUAAAAAUCAUUCUAAUGAUGACACGUGGUUACAAAAAAUGUUGCAAUGCUUCUCAAAUAAUAUAUAAAGGAUAUUAUGUACUGGUUGUAUUUUUCUAGAAUGAUUCAUCUAAUUGAUUAUUGUUAUGUUAAUUUUGUUUUUCGACAUGCUUUGUUUCUCUUUAUCAACGAAGAAAGAAAAAAACAAAUUCUUGUUGUGUUCUUGGCAAAUUAUUAUCCAUUAUCUAUCUCUCCAGCAAUAUGCGAGUGUCAGUUUUACAUUUGAAGCUGUUGGAAAUUUUAUUCUAAAAUUUGUUGUAUAUACAUAUCAGAUUUCAGAAUAUAUAUAUCUCUAGUAUACAACUUGUGCGUAAAAAUGUGUAUGGUUCGUGUAAUGGCUUUCUUAAAUAAUUAACUAAGAAUAUGAGAGAUCCUUCGAGAUCAAAAAAAUAUUAUUAGGUUUGAGUGUAUGUGUAACGUUAAAAACAAUACUGUAAUUGUAUGUGUACAAACUCAUGACUAUGAAGAAAAAAGAAUUGUAAAUAGGUGCUUCAGAUUAUAGUACUGUGCCACAAACUACUGCUUGGGAUAUUGACUUUUUCCAUUAUUCAUGUUCUACGUUUCUAUCUAAACGUUAUUGCGUAUAAUGAAUUUGCUAGAUAUGAUACUAUACUAGUAAUAACAACAAAUUUCUCAAACAUGUAUGUGAAACAGAUUUUUUUUUAAUUCAAUGACUCAAAACAAAAGAACAGUCAGAAGUUUGGUAAUUUUUUGAAAGUUUAUCUCAAAACCAUUCAGAUUUUGAAAGUUAUAUAUAGAUAUAUGUUAUAUUAUUCUUAUUUAAAAUGGAAGAAAAAGAUUUUUUAUGUUCAAGUCAAAAAGUUUUAAGGCAAAACUGGUAAUACCAUUAAUGGCUAUUAUUAGAUUCAAUGAAUAAUACAAAAAAAAUCUAAGGUUGUUUAUGAGUCAAAAUCUUAGACGGUUAAGAUGAAUUAAGCUAGAUCUAAAGGCUCUUAUUCUUCUUGUAGACAACACCCUAUCAUGUUGAAAUCCUUUUAAAUAGAGGCUCUCUCUUGUGCAGUUCUUCACUACAAACUAUCAAUAAUCAGUAUACUAUUUGUUACUUCAGCAUAUUCUAUCAGUAUAGUUUUUCCUGUUUCUCCAUUCACCGAUCUCUCUUGUUUCUUCUUUUCUUUUGAAAGCUGGGCUACUUCUCAUUAUUUCUUGUCUUUCAAAGGACAUAUUUUUACAAUGGAUGAGUCUACUCCAAUCGAAGCUACACCAUUCAGCUAUCUAAUUCCGAGCUUUGCUGACGAUGAUAACCAUCACAUGGAGAACAUCCCAUCACCAACUUCUCAAGUGGUUACACCACUUCAAACUGUUGAUGACGAGACCUCUUACACAACACCACCUCCCAUUCUUCAAGCCUCACCGCUUCAGCCUGCUAAUGAGGAAAACUACAACACACCAACACCCUAUCAACCUCUAUUACUGGCCACACCACUCAGCUUCAUUUCACCAUCUGAUGAAUCCAACACUGCUGCUGUCGAUCCCAACAUGGGUCCUAUCAAAAGAGGACGAGGCCGACCAAAAGGUUCAAAGAAUUCAAAGCCGUCCAAGAAGAAGAUGGAAACCUCUCAUCCCAACAAUGAAGUGGUUGUAUCUGGUCACAAUGAUGAAACUCACAACACAUCAUUCUCCCCUCAUCCUCCUCUAAUGGCCACAGAUCUUCAAGCUAUUGUACCAUACGAUGACUCCAACCACGACUCUUUGGCUGAUGAUGAUGCUGCUCCGAGUAGUGAUCCUCUUAAAAGAGGACGGGGCCGACCAAAGGGUUCGAAGAGCGCCAAGACGCCUGUGAAGAAGCUGAAACCCCAUAAUCCCGACGACAAAAUAUUUUGUCCCAGUUUUGACUCGAUGAUAACCGAAGAGGAGAAAGAAAAUGGGAAUGAAGAUCUGGUGGACUCCGUUCGGAUGCGUUUCAACGCCGUUUGUCGUCGCUUAGGCCACAUAAGCUGCGAGAAAGCUGUGGUCACAACUGCCUUCAGUAGGUUUACCAAUAUGGGUGUCAGAACUAACAAGAAGAAGAGAAUCGGUCCGGUUCCGGGGGUACAACCAGGAGAUAUAUUCUACUUCUGGGGAGAGAUGUGUUUGGUUGGACUUCACACUCAGAUGCCUGCUGGUAUCGACUAUCUACUAGCGAAAGAUGGUGAAGCAGAAGGCUUAACAACAAGUGUCGUUACAUCAGUAGGACACUACAACGACAAAACGGACGAGCUUCAUACUUUGGUAUACACCGGGCAAGGAGGAACGUGUAAGGAUGGUAAACCUAGAAAUCAAGACCUUACAAGAGGAAACCUAGCGUUGGUCACAAGUCAGAAAAGAGGAAAUGAAGUUAGAGUGAUUAGAGGUGUAGAGGAUCCGGGCGAUAAAAAAGGGAAAGUAUAUAUCUACGAUGGUCUCUAUGUGGUAACCCAUUAUUGGAUAGAGAAAGGGACCACCGGCUUUGAUGAAUUCAAGUUUAAUCUCGUGAGAAAACAAGACCAGCCUUCUGGUUUCGCCACGUGGAAGUUAGCUGAAGAAUUGAUGAAGUGUGGUUCGAGUAAUCGGUCGAGGAAGGGUUUUGUGUUUGAAGAUAUUUCUCUUGGAUUGGAGGCGUUGCCAGUUCCGAUCGUGAAUGAGAUCGAUGAGAACGACAAGGAGUGGCCUCUAGACUUCGACUACAGAGCCUCUUCGGAAAGUUUGAGUAUGAUGAUCGUUCUGAACCAUCAAUCUACUGGAUGCAACAACACUUGUCAAGGUGGUCAGUCAUGUGGAGAUCCGACAUGUCUUUGUAUUCAAAGAAAUGGCGGCGAGUUACCGUAUGAUAACCGCAUUUUACUAUAUCGUAAACCGAUGAUUUACGAAUGUGGCGAAUCCUGUUCUUGCCCCGCGGACUGCAAGAACAGGCUAUCUCAAAGCGGUUUGAAACUCCGGUUGGAAGUGUUCAAGACGGAGAGCUGCGGUUGGGGGUUACGUUCGUGGGAGCCCAUACGAGCCGGGACUUUUAUCUGCGAGUUGGUUGGCACAGCUAAGAGAAGAGAUGAGAUUGAAGAAGACGACGAGUACGUCUUCGACACCUCUCGAGUUUACAAAAGGUUUAGGUGGAACUACGAACCGGAACUUGUGGGUGAAGACUGUUGGGACGAAGUCUCUGAAGUUUAUAAACUUCGGUCGGAAAUAUUGGUCAGUGCCAGAGCUUUUGGUAACGUUAGUCGGUUCAUGAACCAUAGCUGCUUGGCUAACGUUAUGUGGCAGCCUGUUGAGUUUGAAAAGGAUGGCCAACCUUUGGUUCGUAUUGCCUUUUUUGCAAAGAGACAUAUACCUCCGUUGACAGAGUUGAGAUACGAUUAUGGAAUGUCUUAUGAUACUGGAGAGGUUGAUGAAGGUGGAAGCAGGGUUUUUACAGGUAAAAGGGCUUGCUUGUGUGGUUCGGAAAAUUGUCGUGGUUCUUUUGAGUGAGGUUGAACAUUUUUAUUAUUAUUGUUGUUGUCUUUUUAUCUGUUGUUUUGAUUAUUGUGGUCUUGUGUUUCCUUUUAAUCCUUAAGAAUAAAAAACUUACUUAAGUUUUUAAUCAUAGUGUAUGUUAUUUCAUUAUCUGUUAGAUUUGUAUCAUAAGAAAUCCAAAUCAUGUUUAAGUUAAACCAAUUAAUUUAAGUCAUUUCUAGUCUUUUAUCCUUCAAGUUUUGAGAUUGAAAAGAAAAAUAAGACUUGAUAAAAAGAUAAAAUAAGAAAAAAAAAGAUCUUUUAAGAAAAAUAGACGAUAGAAAAGACAAAAUAAGAAGAAACAAAAUUUUUUUUCAGAAAAAUAUUAUUUCGCAAAAAAGAAGUUUAUUGAAAUUGUAAUUUUCUCAAAAAAAAGUAAAUUUGAUGUUUGUGUUAUGAUUUUAUAUAUGUAGUGCUAUUUGUUUUGAUAAUAUUUUGUCUAAGCAUUUAUCACUGAGAUUAGAAUAAAAAAGAGAUUUAGUGGUUGUUUUAGUUUUAGAUAUGAUUCACGAUUGACUUCAGAACAUUAAUAGUUAUAGUAUAUGGAAGGUUAAUUAGUUGAUUUUUUAUAUUAUAAUCUUGUGUUUUUCUCAAGCUAACAAUUAAACUCGUCAUGUCUUGAACUUCUCGAGUUUACAAAAAAUUUAGGUGGAACUAUGAACCCGAACUUGUGGUUGAAGACUGUUGGGACGAAGCCUCUUAAGUUUAUAAACUUCGGUCGGAAAUCUUAGUCAGUGCGAGAGUGAUUGCUAAUAUUAGUCGGUUAUGAACCAUAGCUGCUCGGCUAACGUUAUGUGGCAGCCUGUUGAGUUUGAAAAGGAUGGCCAACCUUUGGUUCGUAUUGUGUUUUUGCAAAGUGGCAUAUACCUCCCUUGGCAGAGUUGAGGUAUGAUUAUGGAAUGUCUUAUGAUAAUGGAGAUGUUGAUGAAGAUGGAAGCAUGGGUUUUAGAGGUAAGAGGAUUUGCUUAUGUGGUUCGGAAAACUAUCGUGGUUCUUUUGAGUGAGGUUGGAUUUCUUAUUAUUAUUGUUGUUGUCUUUUCUUUUUUGUUGUUGUUUUGAUUAUUAUGGUCUUGUGUUUCCUCUUAAUCAUUAAGAAUAAAAAAUUUAUUUAAGUAUUUAAUCAUAUUGUUUACUUACGUUAUUUCAUUAACAGUUAGAUUUGUAUCAGAAGAAAUCCAAAUCAUUUUUAAGUUAAGCCAAUUAAUAUAAGUCAUUUCUAGUCUUUUAUUCUUCGAGCUUUGAGAUUGAAAAGAAAAAUAGGACUUGAUAAAAAAAAGACAAAAUAAAAAAAAAAUAAGAUUUUUUAUAGAAAAAUUGACUUGAUAAAAAGACAGAAUAACAAAGAACAAAAUAAGAUUUUUUUAGAAAAAUAUUUUUUUAUAAUAAAAAAAAGAAGAUUAUUGAAAUUGUAAUAUUCUAAAAAAGUAAAUUUGAUGUUUGGUUUAUAAUUUUAUAUAUGUAGUGCUAUUUGUUUUUAUAAUAUUUCAUUAAGCAUUUAUCAUUGAGAUUAGAAUCAAAAGAGAUUUGGUGGUUAAUUAAGUCUUAGAUAUGAUUCACGACUCACUUCAGAACAUUAAUAGCAAUAUUUUUAAAACCAUACCGGAUACCGACUCGGUAAAGCUACGGGUUAAGUGGUUGGACCCGUGUAACCGGUCGAACCGGGUUUUCUAUUUAAAAAUAAGUAAAUCUAAAUAAUCAUAUAUUUAUAAAAUGUAGUUCUACAUAUAAUAUGUUCUAUGUUCUCUUUUAUUAAUUAGAUAAUAAACAAUAACCAUAAGUAUAUUUAUAUAUACAAGUGAAUACUAUAUCAACUAAAAUUGAUAACAAAAAAACAAAUGAGUGACUGUUUAAAUUACAUAUUUAUUUAUUUUUACAACUAAUUCUCUUAAAUUAUAUGAAUAUA